AAGACUGAGACUGAAGAUAUUUUAACUUUUUUAAGCACAGAGUGCUGAUGAUCGGUGAAGCCUUAUUUUAGAAAGCAACUGAGGACGAACCUUAUCCGUCACAGUGGCAAUGGAGGACAAAUCACCGACGUUACUGAUUUCUGAAGAUUUAUCCCGGAAAAUAAUCUCUCUUGCCGCCGGUGAAGCUCAUACAAUCGCUCUGACCGGCGAUGGAUGUGUUUACUCAUGGGGAAGAGGAAUGUUUGGCCGUCUCGGUACGGGUAAGGAGUCGGACGAGCUUGUUCCAGUUCUAGUCGAGUUCCCAAAUCAAGCGGAAGGAGAUCGGAUUCGAAUCGUUGGUGUUGCUGCUGGUGCUUAUCACAGUCUCGCUGUCUCAGGUGGUUUCUUCUAUUCAUAUGUCUAAUUUCGCUUUUCUAUUAGCUUGUGUUGCUGAUUUGACCAUAUGAUUUAUUUUGAGAAAUUGGUGACUGUGAUGAUCAAAGAUUUUGUUUGAUCAAAUUAGUUCCUUUGUUUGCAUCUAUGAACUUCCUUUUGAGAAAUAAUAAAUAUGCUUGAAUUGUGACUAUAGGUUUUACUUUGUAUGUUUAUGAUAUGGAUCUGUAUUGACCAUUCUCUUGCCUUUUGUUUCUUUUGCCUUGUAAGCUUUUGGCAGAUGAUGGCUCGGUUUGGUGUUGGGGUUACAACAUUUGUAUCCUUUAUCUGAGUGUUUCUAGCUUGAUAUGAUUGUUUCAUAACUACAUUUUCUAGUGUCCUGAACUCUCCAUUGGUUGCUUCAAUCCUUGACUGGUAAAUAGAUGGCCAACUUGGUUUUGAUGGGGAAAACUCCUUGGCACCAUGCUUGAUCAAAAAUUUGUUUGAACGAGAAACAUCUAGUUCUUCUCUAAAUGAUUCAGGUAGAGAAGUUGGAUCAGAUUUAAAGGUUUGUACUGUAAAGGCUGGCUCCAUGAUGUCUCUUGCCAUUGAUAAUGUCGGAGGUCUUUGGAUGUGGGGCAAUGUUCCUCCACAAGACAGUGAACCUGACCCUCGUUUGUCUUUUACUAGCAUCCCGAUUCCAUUUCCUAUACUCGACUUCCAUGGCCGGACGGUUUUGAAGGUAGCAUGUGGGGAUGAACACGUUGUUGCCCUCGUUGGUCCUGGGGAUAUCCACAAAGACAACAGUUAUGAUGUAUCCGUGCUGUAUUCUUGGGGAAAUAAUCAUCAUGGCCAGUUAGGACUUGGAGAUGGAGAGAGCCGUGCAAGGCCUCAGACUGUGGAGACAUUUAACCAGAAGUCGGGUCUUACAGUCUACGACAUAGCUUGUGGUGCUCAUCACACAGCUCUUCUCACCUACAGGAAGGAGACACCUAAAGGACCAAGCAUUUGCUGGACGUUCGGCUUUGGAGAAAAUGGUCAGCUUGGGCAUAGAAGUAACAAGAGCUCAUCGCUUCCAGAGCCAGUUUCAGAUCUCCCAGAACACGCUUACUUAGUUUCUGUAGACUGUGGAUUAUUCCACACAAGCGUGGUGUCCUCUGAGGGAUACGUGUGGUCGUGGGGAAUGGAAAGAGGAUUAGGAUUAUGCCCCGAUGUCAACUUCACAGAGGUGGAAGCAGGAGAUGAUAGUGUACCAAGAAAGAUUUCAGGUGGGUCGUCAAGAUUUCGUGACCCGGUUCAGGUUUCUUGCGGGGCUGCACAUACAGUUCUUGUGGUAGAUGGUGGUUACAAGCUGUGGUCUUGGGGAAGAGGAAGAAAUGGAGUGCUCGGAACUGGGAAUGUUAGCGACUGUUAUGUCCCUACUCUCGUCUUCUGGCCGAAUGAGCUGAAACCUGAGAAAGAAGAAGUACCCGAUGAUGGAAAAAGCGCAUCAACUGAGGAGAUUAAACGGCUAGAAUCAAAACUAAUGGUGAUGGAAAGAUAUGCAAGCAUACUUCAUGGAUCCAUAUUCGGAAAACCUUUUAAUGAAGAGGAAGAUAUCCCAUAUUCAUUACGGGUUUCUGGGUAUUUCGAUAUGGGAAAAGAGUGGGGAGAGAUGCUGGAGAGUGCUGAUAAGAGUCAGCUGAUGAGGCUUCAAGCUUUCUAUGAAGACAUGAUUGGUAGAGUUAAGGACAAGGUGUUGCAGAGAAGGAUUCAGGAGAUUAUGAAAGAUUGUCUUCAGUCUUCAGCCCCUAAAUACUAGUAUCACUUGUUGCGUGCUAAUAGCAAUACCUUCACUUGAGCUGACAAUAGUUUCGUCUUCAAAUUCUGUGUGUUUUGUGCAAAUGAUGAGAUAAAGGAUUUGGUUUUGGUGUUAAAUGUAUUAAUGGCCAAGUAUUAUGUCAUUUUUUCUUUCAUAGAUUUUUAUAUCUUGUACAUAAUAUCCAAAAUAUGUGAUGUUACUGUUACAUCAAGAUUGUAGGUUCAAACCAUCUCUUAUAUAUGUGUUGAAAAUGUUGUCAUGAAUAUCUAAAAUCAUGAGUAACUAUAAUAAUUAAUAAAC
Messenger RNA from Arabidopsis thaliana (thale cress), 2452 nucleotides. RefSeq names its product Regulator of chromosome condensation (RCC1) family protein. Bases 944 to 2152 code for a protein of 402 amino acids. NCBI's taxonomy places the organism in Eukaryota, Viridiplantae, Streptophyta, Magnoliopsida, Brassicales, Brassicaceae. The transcript has 3 exons. The record is from RefSeq and is marked reviewed.